Messenger RNA from Trematomus bernacchii (emerald rockcod), 3383 nucleotides. It is a transcript of the gene egf, whose product is annotated as epidermal growth factor. The record is from RefSeq and is a predicted model, not a curated record. Bases 1 to 3261 code for a protein of 1086 amino acids. Lineage: Eukaryota; Metazoa; Chordata; Actinopteri; Perciformes; Nototheniidae. Gene Ontology annotation, molecular function: calcium ion binding. The transcript has 22 exons.
AUGGACCUCGAUGGGAAGAACCAGAGGAGGAUUCUGGCUGGGGUGGGAAGACCGAUCCUGCUCGACUUUCAUUAUAGAGAGGAGAGAGUUUACUGGGCUGACAAACAAAGUGGGGUCAUUUACAAAGCAUCAGCGGGUGGAGCACACAGACAGAAACUUUCAUCUGACAAACAUAUCUCCGGCCUCGCAGUUGACUGGCUUUGGAACAGAGUAUAUUGGACAAGUGAAGAAAAGGGAAAAAUCAAGGCAAUGGAUAUAAACGGGAAAAAUGAAAGGACUCUUUUAAGACACUUGACCAAACCAAGUAACAUAAACGCUGACCCUACUAACAGGUUUCUUUUUUGGCUCUCUGGUGGGAUGACUCCGAGUAUCCAGCGGUGUGAUGUGACAGGACAGAUGAAAACUACACUUAUAAAGAUAGCAGAAAAACUGGAAGCACUGUCCAUUGACCGAGAGGAAAAAAGACUGUUCUGGGUUCAGUUUGGUCUACAAGGAGAAAGUGCCAUUGCUUCUUGUGAUUACAACGGGAACGUUCUGCACAUCAUAGAUCAGCCUCUUAGGUCUCAGUCAAUGGGGAUAUCCGUUUUUCUGGAGCACUUGUACUACACUGAUGCUGCUACUCGGCUUAUAAAACAAGUAAACAAAUACACUGGCGGAGCACCACUGAACUUAAAACAAACCGCAAAACCCCCAGGUGCUAUCAAGGUGGUACACCCCCUCAACCAGCCAAUGACAGACUACCAAUCAUCAUCCCCAGGUUGUGACGAACAGAGUGGAAAUUGCAUGAAUGUUUGUUCCAGUAUAGCCGAGAAAGGGAUCUGCCAGUGCAGUGAAGGCUUUGCUCUAAAUAAGCAAGGCACUCAUUGUGAAGACGUGAAUGAAUGUGCCCAUUGGAACCACGGCUGCUCUCUUGGUUGUGAAAACAUCCCAGGCUCCUAUUUCUGUAGCUGCCCUAAAGGAUACGCUCUCCUACCGGACAGGAAGACAUGUGGAGAGAUCAUCCCAUGCAGAGGGAAUAUCACGUGUGGCCAUGGAUGCCUGACAACAGACGAGAGGGAUGUGUGUGUGUGUCCGGAGGGAUCGUCUCUGCAGGAGGAUGGACAAGCCUGUACUGGCUGCUUGUCUGCAGACAGAGGGGGGUGCAGUCAGCUCUGCACUCCUGUCACUCCUGCUAGGUGGCAGUGUGGAUGUCUGCCGGGAUACCAGCUCCACCAAGACGGCAAACGCUGCAUCGCCACUGGUCCACCACCAUAUCUACUAGUUGCUAAUUUUGACAACGUACGGCAAAUUGAUCCUGAUGGCUCUGGUGAUCAAACAGUUGUGGAAGAGCCCAGAGGAGCAAUCAUAGCUUUGGACUAUGACCCUGUCCAGCAAAAUGUGUACUUUGCUAGUACAAGCCAGAAGACAAUUGAGAGUGUUAAUUUGAACAGCGGGUCGAGAGACAUUCUCGUCUCUGAUGGUUUGGACUCUCCAGAAGGACUGGCGAUAGACUGGAUCCACCGCAGGAUGUACUGGACCGAUACAAGCCAGUCAACUAUUGACUGCAGUAACUUGGUUGGACUGAACAGAGAAACCAUUAUAAGCAAAGGGCUGGAAAAACCAAGAGGAAUUGCAGUUCAUCCUUUGGCAAAGAAGUUAUUCUGGACUGAUAUAGGGGCUGUGCCUGUCGUGGAAAGUUCCUCUUUGAAAGGGAAGCACCGUGCUGUCAUUGCUAGCACUAACCUUGUGUCACCAAGCGGCCUGACCAUCGAUUUCCCGGAGGAUCGUCUGUUCUGGUGCGACCAGAGCACGGGCCUGGUGGAGACGGCUGCUCUGGACGGUUCAGAUCGACAAGUCCUGGUAGAGAACCAAGUAGGACGACCUUUUGACCUUGCCGUAUUUGAGGACAGGUUGUGGAUAUCCGAUCGGGAGCACCAGCAGCUGAGGAGCGUCCACAAGCGCACUGGGAGAAAACUGCAACGUAUCCAUGGGAACAUGGUCCAACCGGCAUCCAUUGUGGUGGUUCAUCCCCUUGCUAAACCAGGGGCAGAUGUUUGCCUUCACCUGAACGGAGGUUGUGCCCAGGUGUGUAAAAGCAAACUGGGAUUGGCGCACUGCUCCUGUCUGCCACGCUACAUCCUAUCAUCUGACGGGAAAAGCUGCCUGCCUGAGGAUGCAACUAACGGAACAGCAGAAUCUGGAGACAGUGAGUCCUCAGAUUUAACAUCUCUCAAAAACAAAACCUUCAACGAUGAGGGCACCCCCUUGACCCCGGAGCUGUCAGCGGAUAAAGCCCGGGAUGAUCUAGACUCUGAAGAAGACAACGAUCCAACUCGCUUCACAGACAAGAUGGUUUCCGACCAGCAUGAGUGUUACUCUCUUCGCUGUGAUGUUAAUGCAGAGUGCCUGCUGAGUGCUGGCAGCCCGACCUGUCUCUGUCUAGAAGGUUUUACAGGUGAUGGACAGGUCUGUGCUGAUAUUGAUGAGUGCAAACAGGAAAAGCACAAAUGUGACAAAAAUGCAGAAUGCCAAAAUGCCAUGGGAAAUUAUCUCUGCAAGUGCCAAGCUGGAUAUUAUGGCAACGGGAAGACAUGCCAAGAGUUGGAGACCACGACACCAUGGCUGAUGACCGGUAGUCCAGCUGAUGUCACCACCGGGCACCACAACAGUAACUCCGUAGAGAGUUGCCCCUCCUCCCAUGAGUCCUACUGUCUGUACCAGGGUGUCUGCGUCUACUUCACUGAAAUGGAGUCCUAUGCUUGCAAUUGUGCACCAGGCUAUAUGGGGGAGCGUUGCCAGUUCAGUGACCUGGAGUGGUGGGAGCUUCAGCAGGCCGAGGAGGAGAAGAGGAGGAACGUGGUGAUCGCGGCCUGCAUGGUGCUCCUCGUCUCCCUGCUCUCCAUCGCUGCCUGCGCCACCUACUGCUACGGAACUAGAAAAUUCUUCCACAAACAGCCCUCAGUGGAUAAUGUGAGUGAGACCAGCGUGACAGAUGAGAGCAUGUCAGAGACCACCAGCGUGCCUCGGUUCUACAUGGUGGCAGAAAACGGCAUGAUGGGAAAGAUCAUCCCUGCCAUGGGCUGUCCCAGAAGAGCCGUCUGUACAUCCUGCUCUUCAGAAACAGGUGACAACCCUGUGUCUGAAGGGUCGGGAACAUUGUCCCAACACAACAGAGGGUACGAGUGUUCCAUGGUGUCUGCUGUUGCCAUGGAGACCACGCAUCCACAUGUCCAUCACUCAAGUCAAUCACCGUCUAGCUCAUACCGAGUGGUGCAGGGAUGAAGGUGUUACGUAAGCCGACCAAGAAGUUAGCAUUUGGAGGAGCUCCCUCGAAAAGCCAUUGGAUUUUCUAUUGGAUUUUAGAUAAUUGCAGAAAAUAAGCUCAGUGACAAAUCAAUGUCUAU